GACAUAUAUUAUUUGCAGUGCGUUUUGUAACGUAACACGCGAAAUAAAGACGAUGACGGUACCGUUGCCUGUGACCUGUGACCAUUGCGUAUUUUAUCGAUUCGAAUUCGAUUUUUCCAAAUAUUUAUUCGUCUACUCUCACAGUCAGUGAAAUCGCCACUCGUUUGCUAAAUUUCUAUUAUCUUUCGCACUCUUUCUUACACUGUUCCGAUCUUUUUUUUACGCGUUCCCUUGUUUACCGGGAUCUUUUUCGACGCACGUAAGCAACAGCCACCCAAAAAUAAAUCGGCAACGAUUAAUUGGAACCCGUCUAUCGUUUCGACACCGGCCACGGUUCAAUCGAACAUACGAAUUCUACCGAUGCUACCUACAACGCAUACAUAAACACGUAUUUAUACCGUGCCUCGAACAAAUAUGGACACCAUGCGGGACAAAGUUUUUCCUCCCCGGGGAUCGUUUUGCGAACACUAUCUCGUUAAAAGCAUCUUUUUAAGCGCUUCAUUUCAGCCGUAGAUUGCAAACAUCGUAAUCGCGAUACCAUUACGAGCAAACGAAAGUGAUGCGAGACACGUGUAAAAUGGUUUGCGCGACUCUUUACGUUUAGGCAGAAACGUAACGAUACCAUAGACGUACAUUACCACCGAGCCAGUGUUUUAUUUAGAGUUUAAUUAAUCGUAUCGCUCGAAAAUUGUCUAUCUCCAUAAUUAUCGCCGCGGAACUACAAACAUAACAAAUCAUCCAACGACUAGAUACCAUUUUAUUAUUUACAUACUUGGCCCGUCUACGCGCCACAUUCUCGCGCAUACCUUGUCCGCAGUACGUCAGCAUUAAUUACUAUGACAAAUGCUAAUUACCAACAUCGUCGCGAUACGUACUCGUAGUUACCCCGACAAACGUAUUUUCAUUUAAAUCGCGAGCCUCGCGAUUGCUUUGCGAUGCGUUUAAAUUUCAAUAGUUUGUUAGAGUUACUCCGGAUCAUGACUCAGUCUCCGGUUGCUAUCAUUGGAUAACGUCUGAACGGAAAAUGAACUUCCUUGUAACGUUGCUCGCGCGCAAAUCAGAACGGAGAAACUAUCGAUAGUUAAAAUCCGCGAUAUCGUGGACACAUUUUGAUCGACCUCGAACUCUGUAGCUCGGAUGCAACGACCGUAGCAAACGAUUCGUCGUAAUACGUCAAUCGCGGUACGUUCGGAAAUGUAUACAUAUACAUAUAUGUAUAUGUGAUCGAGGUAGUUGCAUUUGGAAUAUUGCGUUCAAUUAGUCAUCGCCGAAUAUACAAAGGGCCGAAUUGAGCCACACGAGAGUUGGCCACAAGUAACAGCUUAGGAGAGAUCAAGCUUCCAGAGAUCAACCCUCGGACUAUGAACGACUAUACGUGUAUACUUGAUACUCUCGCGAAAAUUACUAUUCAAUUUGGCUUACGAUACAAUUAUUUUAAAAAUAACAAAAGUUAUUUAAAAAAGAAAAGAAAGAAAAACCAGUAUAAUAAAUAAUUAUCCAAGCUGCAAAAUGUACAGUUGCCAAGUAUAAGUAACAUCAAUUUAAUCGUUUUUUAUCUUUCCAUUUUCUUUGUUAAAAUUAUUACCGGAGACCUCACUGUACCUGUAGCCCAGGGCUCUACAAACUCUUAAUUCGAUUCUGGAUGUAUCGCGGAACCAUAUUCGAGGAGACAUGGUGCAGAAGAUGGUGGCAUAUCUCCCAGAGAAGUCUUUCCCUGACGACGAGCUCCUUUGCUCCGUGCUUAAGUUCGAUUCUAGCGAAAGGAAUGGAAAAUCCGAGAACCUCUACGAAAGAAGCAAAGACAUCGAGACCUUCGUUUCCAAAGGACAAGGAUAAUAAAACGGAGACGAAUCUAGUCGUUAAAAACGCACAAAACGUUGCUACAGAUGUGACUGUGACGUAUUAUCGGGGAUUACCCAAGAUCACGGUACCUCUGCCAUCCAGAAGGGAACGUUGCAUGUUUACUCUGAAACCGAUAACUCAUACGGUGGGAGACUUGAUCAAAAUGCUGAAGAGGGAGGAUCGUGGCAUCGAUCGAGCGAGCGUAAUGACGGUCGACGGCGUCAAGAUAGGUUACAGCAACACGAUAGAAACGUUAAUGGAAGAUGACUUUCGGUUGAUAAUAAACGACAACGAAUACAUCGUUUCACCGCCGUUGCAUCACAGGCAUACGAUGGAAAAUAUAGAGAAGUUAUCGGACGUACAAACUUUAGUCGGACAACUGUACGAAGCGUUUCACGUUCGAGAACAUCAUGCCGACAUGGAGAAGCAAAUUUUGGCCGAGCUGGAAACUGUCAGACUGGAGCUAGAACCUCUCGAGCAGCAACUGCAGGAAUUGGAAAGCGUAGCUAUCAAGAAAACGCAACGUUUCGUCUGGAUGUUGUUACUCGCGAUGUCGAUUCAGUUCAGCUGCUUGGCCAGGUUAACCUGGUGGGAAUACUCGUGGGAUAUCAUGGAACCGGUCACGUAUUUCGUUACUUUCGGCACCAUGGUGAUCUGUUACAUCUAUUACGUCGUAACAGGACAGGAAUACAUGCUACCCGGCGUAAUAAGCAGGCGACAUCUCGUCGCUCUUCAUCGGAGGGCCAAGCAAGCUGGAUUCGAUCUCAAUCAGUACAACUUCUUAAAGGACCGGACUUACGAAUUGGAAACCGCCUUAAAGGUUAUUCGUGGACCCCUAUACGAUCAUAAAAAUCGUCUGGAACAGAGGAAGAGGGCAAGAUCAAGCUCCAGCAGUUCAAGAUCACCAAGUUCUUCACCUAGUCCUAGUCCUAGUCCUAGUCCUAGUCCUAGUCCGGAAAGAGACAUGUCCAAGAAAUCCGUUUCCUGAAGAAACACGAUUUAGUUCAACUUAGACGCACGAAAAAACUAAGGCUAUGGCUCAUCGAUGAUUAAUACAUUGCUAGAUCUUCGAUGAACUAAAUUUCGUUGCAGAUCUUUUUUCCCGUGUUAAAAGAGAUGCUCUCAGGGUGGUUACCGAAUAACACUUAUAGUUAAGAAGAAGAAAAAUGAACAAUGAGAAAAUCUCUAAAAAUAUUCGAAUCGUCGACAAAGUCUUCUGAGUCGUAUGACGACACUCCUAUUCAACGGUUAUAUGUAUGUAUAAUAUACAUAUAUAUGUAUAUCUACCCGAUGCUCAAUGUUGUUCACUGCAGUGCAUUUGGAAGACGUCGAAAAAGGAAAUGUAUAUACCGCAGUUUUCUACACACCGUCAUUUACUACACGCUAGAGCUAGAGAAUUGAAUAUUUGAGAUUUAAAGGAACAUUGCCGAAUCGUGUUUUUUAGCAAUGCCAGUGUACCGAAUGAUUCACCAGAAACAGAAUAUCAAAUUGUCUCUUUUGGCAUUAAAAACAUGCAAAAUUAUUCGAUAUAAAUUCGAUAUGAUACUCGAAAAAGUUUACUUUUGUCGAGAACUUGGACUAUAACAGAGACAGUCGAGUACUCUCUUUCUAGUGGAUUGUGUUUUAUGCGUACAAAUGUGUGUGUGUGUGCGCGCGCGCGUGUGUGUGUGUUUGUGCGCAUACAUGUGUGGAUUAUGCGGUUGUAUUUGUGAUAAAUUGACGUGUUUAUUUUUAAUUAAAUUGCUCGUUUUGCAAUUUUCGCACGAGUAUUUGUCAUAUUGUAUGACGAAUCAACGAUCGAAUCGAAGAUUUUAUUUACAAGUCGACUUUUCGCUCUCUGCGUGUAUAUUGUAAUAUUAUUUUUUCUACAAUGCGAUAUUGAUAACGUUGUUACUGUAAAUAUACCUUUUCUUUUCUCGCGAAAGCAACCAACGAUUUUGUUUUCGUGUAACAGACGUGGUGCAAUCGUACUUAACUUUUAUUUUAGAAAAGAAACGGUGUACAUACUCGUUGACUCAUCGUACAGAUAUUAAUAGCAUCAGCGGUUUUAAUUUAAUGCUAACACCAGCGUCUCCACUGUUUUUCAUUGUAAUUAGCAAAUAACUUUUGCUAAUAUAUUUAAUUAUUCCCAGUGUAUUUUAUCCAAAAUUUUUACAAGGAAUGUUCUAAUUAAUACAUCGCUUAAAACUUUAUGCAAUCAGCGACUUUACUUUGUCGCUGUUCAUAGCAACACAUUAGUAUCUAAUAUUUGUAACGAUACUCGCUCUAAUACUUUUAUUCCUACUGACUAUUGGUGACACACAAAUUUCAAGGUUUUUAAAUUUUGUGCACCAAUAUUAAUUUCACAUAUUUAGCACUUUAAAAUUAAGCUAAAUUAUAUGAUUAACAUGACCGUUACUAUUUAUAAUAUCAUUCACGAAAGUAUCUUAGAUGUAACGUAGACAACUGUUUCUAGACUCUUUAACAAAUUUUCUCUGGCUUUCGCAAAAAUUCGUUAUCCGUCCGCUCGAAUAGUUCAUCAUUGCAUCAACGAAAAUUAUACUAAUACUUUAUUUUUUAUGGUAAUUCAAGAUUAUGUACUAAUUAAGUCUUUUCUGUACUAUACUUUUAUCCAUCGCUUCUUUCAUAUAAGAGUAACACAACCAAAGUUUUUUUAAAAUUUGGGAAUGGAUUUCAGAAGUAAUGUAUUUUUAUAACAAAUAACGAUACGGUUAUUACUUCGUUAAUUUGAUUAUUCUAAUAAGAUGUUCCUUACAUUUUAAUAAAUAGAACAAUUUUAUGUGUUUCAUAAAAAGUGUUUAAUUCUUUGAGUUGUAUCACUCUUAUUGGAAUCGGAAAAUUGACAAAUUUAGGAACAGCGUAUUUUAACUUUAGAAAACAUGUGAAAUGUAGAUAUAUAUACUAUAACCUUUGAAACGUAUCCGAUCAACUUCCACUGGUCAGUGGUAAACUAGAGAACGUAUGCUUGAGUCCAUUAGUUUUUUUGACUCGCUAUAAAUUAGGCAACUCGUUGCGCACGAGAUCAAGCACAGUUUCAGAGAAUUUCCCGAUUGCAGGAAUCAAAUGAAUGUCGCUUCAUCGCAUGAAAUAGCGUGUUCUUUGCGACAAUUACUAUUUUAAAAACGAUACUAGUUCGAAGCAAUUUACUAGUGCUAGUUCAAGUCGCUGAUUCUUCAACUCGCACGAAUGAUCUCGAAAUCUUUUAAAUUCAUUGGAUCCAAGGCCAAUGGAGAAAAACAACAUACCGUAUAUGUAAGGUACUUCGGAAAAACAAUCGUGAUAUAAUUACUGAUAUCUAAUUGUAACUUGUACAAAGGUAUCUUUUUUUCCCAUUUCCACAUAUUACUCGCCAACUAAAUUAGCUCGUUACUCUUGAGUACAUACAUGGGUAUUACGUUUCCGCAAAUCUAAGUUCUCAAAACCAAUCAAUUUAAAGGAACGUGGCAACGUAGAGUGCGGUCUUACUGUAUCGAUAUCCUAAUAUUUGAUUUUAUAUACUUUUCACGCGUACAUAUUAUUUCCGACGAAUGCAUACAAAUAUUUAUACAACCUUGCGUUGUGCUGUGAUUUGCGUCCAUGUGUCCAUUAUACAUAAAGAAAGUGGUUGGAAAUGAAAUAAAAUACAUCGACAAUUUAA
Molecule: messenger RNA, 5479 nt
Organism: Hylaeus volcanicus
Lineage: Eukaryota; Metazoa; Arthropoda; Insecta; Hymenoptera; Colletidae
Gene: MCU
Product: calcium uniporter protein, mitochondrial
Exons: 7
Coding region: 1643-2830 (395 amino acids)
Biological process (GO): calcium import into the mitochondrion; mitochondrial calcium ion homeostasis
Cellular component (GO): mitochondrial inner membrane; uniplex complex
Molecular function (GO): uniporter activity; calcium channel activity
Source: RefSeq, a predicted model, not a curated record